Molecule: messenger RNA, 1881 nt
Organism: Propithecus coquereli (Coquerel's sifaka)
Lineage: Eukaryota; Metazoa; Chordata; Mammalia; Primates; Indriidae
Gene: TSEN54
Product: TSEN54 tRNA splicing endonuclease subunit
Exons: 10
Coding region: 7-1779 (590 amino acids)
Biological process (GO): tRNA-type intron splice site recognition and cleavage
Cellular component (GO): tRNA-intron endonuclease complex
Source: RefSeq, a predicted model, not a curated record
UCCUGCAUGUCCAGAAAUCUGCAAACUAAACUCUCAGCCCCCGGAAUCGAGGCACCCGUCACUGGCAGGCACUCGGACCCAGGACAGCAGAAGGGCGGAGAGCGCGCCCGGGAGCUCCUCGCUGCCCGCUCGCGGCCCCAGAAGCUGCCCCAGCGCUCGCAUGGCCCUAAGGACUUCCUCCCCGAUGGCUCGGCGGCCCAGGCCGAGCGGCUGCGCCUGUGCCGGGAAGAGCUCUGGCAGCUGCUGGCCGAGGAGCGCGUGGAGCGCCUGGGCAGCCUGGUGGCCGCCGAGUGGAGACCGGAAGAGGGUUUCGUGGAGUUGAAGUCUCCUGCGGGUAAAUUCUGGCAGACCAUGGGCUUCUCAGAGCAGGGCCGGCAGCGGCUUCACCCCGAAGAGGCAUUGUAUCUGCUGGAGUGUGGCUCUAUCCAGCUCUUCCACCAAGACCUGCCACUGUCUAUCCAGGAAGCCUACCAGCUGCUGCUGACCGAAGACACCAUCACUUUGCUGCAGUACCAGGUCUUCAGCCACCUGAAGAGACUGGGUUAUGUGGUUCGAAGAUUCCAACCAAGCUUAACCUGGAUGGCAGCACCCAGUGCUUGGAGGAUAGGGAUGGCAAGAGGAAGAGGAGGGGCUCCAGCUCUCGGUAAUGUCCCCUGUCAUGGCUACCCCCCAGGGAGUGCUGGUGUCUGGGACCUUGGAGAAUGCACAGCCUUAGGAGCGAGGCUUGCGCGGCUCCUGCGCAGGCUCAGGGAGAUGUCUGCGUGGGAUGUGUGCACCUCAGCAAUCAGGAGCAGAUGUGCUGCUUUUCCUCCCACCUCCCUCAGGUCCAUUAAUAAGAAGGCCAAGGCCCUGGAGAACUCCCUGCAACCAGAGAGUCUGGCAACUUCUAGCUCACCUCCCUGCAACCAGAACAGCCGAUGCCCAGAAGAGAAAUCCCAGGAGUCAAGCCCCAUAAAGGGCCUAGUGGGCCCAUUUCAGCUUUUGGGGUCCCUGGGGCCCUGCCCUGGCCUGGCCAGGGAGGGUGUGGGGUGCAGCCAGGAGAGUGGCAAAGUAGGGAAUGGAGUCCAGGGGGCUCAGAAGCCACGCUGGAACUUUGAGCAGAUUUCCUUCCCCAACAUGGCUUCCGAUAGCCGCCACACCCUCCUGCUUGCCCCAGCCCCGGAGCUGCUCCCGGCCAACGUGGCUGGGCGGGAGACAGACGCUGAGUCCUGGUGCCAGAAGCUGAACCAGCGGAAGGAGAAGCUAUCCAGGCGGGAACAGGAGCAACAGGCAGAAGCCAGGCACUUCCAGGAGGACAUAAAUGCAGACCCUGAGGUGCAGCGCUGCUCCAGCUGGCAGGAGUACAAGGACCUGCUGCAGAGGCGGCACCUGCAGAGCCAGAACCUCCCCCAACACCUGUGGGGCCAGCCUGUCACGCCCUUGCUGAAGCCCGGCCAGGCAGACUCUCCAGCCAUGGUCCUUCAGCAUAUCUCUGUGCUGCAGACAACACACCUUGCUGAUGGAGGUGCCCGACUGCUGGAGAGGUCUGGGGGCUUGGAAAUCAGUUUUGAUGUUUAUCAGGCUGAUGCUGUGGCCACCUUCCGAAAGAAUAACCCUGGCAAACCUUAUGCCCGGAUGUGCAUUAGUGGAUUUGAUGAGCCUGUCCCAGACCUCUGCAGCCUCAAGCGGUUGUCCUACCAGAGCGGUGACGUCCCUCUGAUCUUUGCCCUGGUGGAUCACGGUGACAUCUCCUUCUACAGCUUCAGGGACUUCACAUUGCCCAGGGAUCUGGAGCACUGACCACACAGCUCUGUGGGGGAUGGAGCUUGCUCUGGGGGACCUGGACUGUCCUCAGGGACCACCUCAGCUGUCUCCUGUACCCGGACUCUGACCUGUAGCUUC